AUGCAGGCGAUAAAGGAAAAAGAAACCACUUCACCAAACGCCAAAGGAGAUAAGGACACUAAGACAGCACCAGACGAAUUCUAUUUUCAAUCACUUAUAACUGAUGUAUUUCAUGGCAAAGGAUUUCAGAAAAUAAAUGAACUAUUUCCUCUAAAAGUGACCUAUGUUCCUCAAAAAUGUGACAAAGUACUAUUGAAUCAUCUUGACAGGCUGAUAAAUAAGGAAUUGGAUAAGAAUGAAUUCCACAAUGUCUCACUGUUGCUGAAAUGCAUUAAACAGUUCUUCAAAGGUGAUCUUAAAGAAGAUGAACAUCUGUUAAUCCGUUAUGGACUUAUUUCAAAGAUGGUUUCCUGGUUUGAAAGAACAAUAGGAUUUCUGACCAUUAAAGAGCUGGCCUUAACUCCGUCCUUAAUUAAUGUGACAGAGGAUUUUUUUGACAUUGCAUUGGUCAUUUUGAAAUGCAGUAGUGAAGGAAAAAUCCAGCUGUUGGAUUCAUUCUUACUCAGCAUAGGACUUGCAGUAACAGAGAAGAAAAUCAAUUUUAUCAUUCGACAAGAGGCCUUGAGGACCCUAAACUCCAUUCUGGACACACUACCCCGUGAAGAAAGAAAGAAAUUAUCUUUGUCAGAAGAUAUACAUGUGCUUACUCAAGAUCUUGCAAGGACAAUUCUGGAAAUAGGGGACUAUGACCUCCAGGCUGCCAUUUCUGAAGCUCUGUGCAGGUUGAUGGCCAAGAAAUCCAGGAACAACCUUGCUCAUAAAUGGUUUGAAGAUAGCUUUAUUGCGCUAGCUUUCAAAGAGAUAAAGGACAGAGACUUUGAGACGGACAGCAGAAAGUUUCUUAAUCUUCUAAAUAACAGACUUGGUGAUGAAAGAGGAGUAUAUUCCUUUCCUUGCAUCGCUGCCUUUGCUGACAAGAAUGAGGUGAGGAAACCAACUGAUGAAAAGCUGGAGAAGUUUUGGAUUGAUUUUAAUAUUGGAAGCCAGAGUAUUACUUUUUACAUCGAUAAUGCGGAGGGACUUCUGUGGGAUUCAGUAAGACUUGAAAAGAAAGCAGUGAGAAGUUACGGUGUAAAAGAAUCCCAAGGGAAAAUAGUGUUUCAUGUGAAUCUGAAGAAUCUUCUCACAGUUGGCAAAAAGGAAGUAAAGAAAAUAGAAAUACACUUUGAUUCUCAAUUCAGUAUCUUAAAUUCUAGCAUUAAAGUUCUAGGAGAAGAUAAAUUGCUGAGCACCUCCACCAAGGGAAAGCAAGAGUCAUCGCCAGUCGUUUCCAAUAACUUUGAGAACCAAACAGUUGAGAUGUCCGAUUCCACAUUGCUGCAGUUGGAGGAAGAGCCUUCACAGAAUGAAAAAACGAGCUCGGUGUCGGACCUGUCGGCCUCGGAUAUUCGUGAUCCAUCUGAAACAGCAAAAAUGAACAGCACUGGUCCUUCAGCUGAAAUGCAUCAAAUGUCUAAAGUUGAAGAUACCGGAAUUGAUCAAGAAGUUUCCCCCAAACAGAACAACUCGGACUCCUCACGGUUUAAUGGCCAACCCAGUAAAACACCUGAGAUGAAGUCACUGGAGGUCUUGGUUGUAGAGGUUCAUUCCUCAGAGGAAGACGUUUCAGAGAAGAAGAGUCAAGCAACAAAUCCAAACAAGACAAUUUCUGAAACAAAAGAGGAUAUUUAUGACUUUGGACAUUCUUCUGAUUCUUUGUCUCAUCAGUUGGUCACUUCUGCAAAGCAAAAAUAUUUAAGCAAAAACAGCCUCCCAGUGAAAACAAGGGGUAAUAAACAAGACACAAAAUUGGAGACUUCGUCUGGCAGCCUUAGGAAACACCUAUUCUCUGAGAGUAAUUUUGAAACCAGCAAUGGCACCAGUGAAAUACCUUGGAUUAAUGAGCAGAAGGAAAAGAGUGCAAAAUCAUAUCCUAGCAAGAAAAAACCAAGAGUCAGAAGUAAAUUAAAAGUUCUGCCAUUGUCAUCAGCAAGUAGUGGCAGUGAUCAUCAAAAGACCAAAUCUAGGUUAAGAUCCAGCCAGAAGGAAGCGCCAAGAAAAAAACCUAACCCUGCAUCUGCUGUAGCAACAAUCGAAGGCCUGUCAGUCUUUUUAACUCCUGAAGAUUCCAAUCUAAAACCAUCACCAGUCCUUCCUGAUGAUUCCGAAGCUUCUGCUCUCUCCUCAUUAGGCGUUGCAUCUUACCCAGAGCUCUCUGAUUAUGAAGAGGAGAAAUUACAGUCUGUAGAUCACAAAUCAGAGAAAGAGUCCCCCUCCAAGCGGAAACUAAAGAAUUUGGGAUUUGUAGGUAAUGAUUUAAUAAAGCUGAAACAUUCAAAAUUAGAACCUUCCAGCAUAACAUCCCAUUUUCCUGCUACCAUCCAACAGAAAGAACUUUUUCCCUUGUUAAAGGAAGAAAAAGAACCUUUUGCAGAACAGGAAGGCGAUCCGGGGGACUUGUUGGUUCCAGAUGAAUCCACAAAGAGUUUAGCAGAAUCGCCUAUUAUUUCUACAUUUGAAACUUUCACUAGGGAACUGAAGAAAAAGUUUUGGUCUAGGUACAGGAAGGAGGAACUUUGUGCAAAAAAUGCUACGGCAGCAUCUGAAAAUAUAAUCAUGCUACUGAACCAAAUACACCAAUGCAGACUGGAUAAACUAGAACAGUUCCACAGGAUUGUUCUUCAAGAACUGGCUAAUCUUGAGAGAGAUGCUCAAACACUUACAGACCUUGAGGGGGAUAUAUUGGAGUUUUGGAAGAAGCAGUCUGAGGAACUGAACUCCUUCUGUGGUCUGCAAAAGCAGAGACUCCAAUCCAUGAGUUCUACAUUAGGACCCCCAAUUUCAGAUUCCGUGCAGGACACACAGGCUGAACUGCCAGAGGAAAAGAUGGGCGAAGACGAGGUGGUCAAGGCAGCUGCCGGUGAAAACAAAUAGUGUGUUUGCGAGAGUGUGAUUCCCCACUAUGGC
This is a messenger RNA of Tachyglossus aculeatus (Australian echidna), 2946 nucleotides long. RefSeq names its product synaptonemal complex protein 2 like (gene SYCP2L). The record is from RefSeq and is a predicted model, not a curated record. The coding region runs from base 1 to 2913 and encodes 970 amino acids. The transcript has 36 exons. Lineage: Eukaryota; Metazoa; Chordata; Mammalia; Monotremata; Tachyglossidae.